ACCUCCCCAUUUCAAAAGACAGAGCCCAUGAGCAUUCUGGAAUUCGGCUCUUUCCCCCCCUCUCUCUUUCUCUCUAUCCAAACCAUCAAAACCAAGAUCAGAUCCCAUGGCCAAAGUCCCUGAAGAAAAAUCCGUCCCCGCCCUUCCACCAUGGCGUCUCCAAGAUUUCGAGAUCGGCAAGCCGCUAGGACGAGGAAAAUUCGGAAAGGUCUACCUCGCACGAGAAAAACAGAGCAAAUACAUCGUCGCACUCAAGAUCAUAUUCAAAGAACAGCUGGAAAAGUACCGGCUCCACCACCAACUGCGGCGCGAGAUCGAGAUCCAGAGCAGCCUCACCCACCCCAACGUUCUCCGCCUCUUCGGUUGGUUCCAUGAUGAGGACCGCAUUUUCUUGAUUCUUGAGUAUGCCGCUCGGGGAGAGCUCUUCAAAGAGCUUCGGAAGUCGGAGUACCUUUCAGAAAGACGGGCCGCCACGUAUAUUGCGAGUCUGGCAAAGGCAUUGGCUUACUGCCACGAGAAGCAUGUCAUUCACAGGGAUAUCAAGCCCGAGAAUCUGUUGCUGGAUUUGGAGGGCCGACUGAAAAUUGCAGAUUUUGGAUGGUCAGUACAAUCCAGAACAAAAAGGCACACCAUGUGCGGAACUUUGGAUUAUCUAGCACCAGAAAUGGUAACAAACAAAGCACAUGACUACACAGUCGACAACUGGACCUUGGGCAUCCUCUUGUUUGAGUUCCUUUAUGGUGCCCCACCUUUCGAAGCCGAGAGCCAGGAAGAUACAUUCAGAAGGAUUGUGGAGAUUGACUUGAGUUUUCCUCCCACCCCUCAUGUGUCUGCAGAAGCAAAGGACCUGAUAUGUCGGCUUCUGGUGAAGGAUUCUUUGAAGAGACUCUCCCUCGAGAAAAUUCUAGAUCAUCCGUGGAUUAUCAGGAAUGCGGACCCCUCUGGUACUUGCAAUGAGAAGGGUGUUGAGUCCAAGUGACAAGAUUGCUAGGCCAUUUUGCAACUGACGACUGUAUGACGAAGAGAAAUGAUGAACGUUUCGUUCUUCUAUGUUGAGGGAAACAAGCCAUGAGUUUCUGCCCGUUGUAUCAUAUCAGCUGCAGAGCUCAGCAACUGCUUCUUUUUCUUUGUUCUUUCCUGAGACUGGCUUUUGUAACUCUCCAGAUUUUAAAACGAAAAUCAUCUGCAAGGCAUUGAGCAGAACACUAACAUCAGUCAAAAGUAAUAGAUUUUUGUCAGUUUGUGCAGACAA
This is a messenger RNA of Magnolia sinica, 1252 nucleotides long. Its product is annotated as serine/threonine-protein kinase Aurora-3. Gene Ontology annotation, biological process: mitotic spindle organization; regulation of cytokinesis; protein phosphorylation. The record is from RefSeq and is a predicted model, not a curated record. Gene Ontology annotation, cellular component: chromosome passenger complex; spindle midzone; spindle pole centrosome. The coding region runs from base 107 to 979 and encodes 290 amino acids. Gene Ontology annotation, molecular function: ATP binding; protein kinase activity. NCBI's taxonomy places the organism in Eukaryota, Viridiplantae, Streptophyta, Magnoliopsida, Magnoliales, Magnoliaceae. The transcript has 7 exons.